Molecule: messenger RNA, 1225 nt
Organism: Boleophthalmus pectinirostris (great blue-spotted mudskipper)
Lineage: Eukaryota; Metazoa; Chordata; Actinopteri; Gobiiformes; Gobiidae
Gene: dnajb13
Product: DnaJ heat shock protein family (Hsp40) member B13
Exons: 8
Coding region: 192-1133 (313 amino acids)
Cellular component (GO): cytosol
Molecular function (GO): protein-folding chaperone binding
Source: RefSeq, a predicted model, not a curated record
CUUCUGGCUAAGUGUUAUAAUAAGUUUUGGAAAUCUCGCGAGAGAGCAGUUACCAAGGAAACCAACACUGAGGGGGUUAAACUGAUGGGUGUUAAUUUUUGGGUUCGAAACCAAAUGUUCAUCUUUGUUGUUUAUUUAUGUUAUAAAUAAGUAACUUUUAUUUUUGUUAACUACUUUAAUUUAUUUGGACAAUGGGACGAGACUAUUACGAGAUUCUAGAAAUAAGCAGAAACGCGACGGAUGCAGACAUUAAAAAGGCAUACCGACGCCUUGCACGGAAGUUUCACCCAGCCAGUAACAGAGAACCAGGAAGCUAUGAGAGAUUUCGGCAACUGGGUGAAGCUUUUGAUGUUUUAAGUGACCUUCGUAAAAAGGCCACCUAUGAUAAAUUUGGAGAUGAUGGUUUAAAGGGUGGCAUACCUAUUGAAUUUUCCAAAGAUGGUGCUUGGUCUUCAAAAUAUGCCUACCAUGACAAUCCGGAGAAAACAUUCAAAGAGUUUUUUGGGAGUAACAAUCCAUUUUCAGAUUUUUACAUAAGCGAUCUUCCUCUUCAGUUUGGUGGCCUGACCACAGGGGAGAAUAAGUUUAAGGAUGAUCCCAUUGAACGAGAUCUCUAUUUGUCCUUAGAUGACCUUUUCCAUGGAUGCAUGAAAAAAAUAAAGAUAUCGCGCAAAGUCAUGAAUGAUGAUGGCUGCACGUCCAGCAUCAGAGAUAAGAUUCUGACUGUGACUGUGAAGCCUGGAUGGAAAGAGGGCACAAGAAUAACGUUUCCUAAAGAGGGGGAUCAGGGCCCUAACAACAUCGCUGCCGACAUAGUGUUUAUUGUACGACAGAAGCCUCACCCUAUGUUUGAGAGAAUUGAUAAUGAUUUAAUUUACCAUGCUCAAGUGUCACUGGAGAUGGCGCUGACUGGUUUCUCUGUUGAAGUAGAGACUCUGGAUGGCAGGCUAAUUAAGAUUCCAUUCAAUGAAAUUGUGCACCCAUUGUACAAAAAAGUGGUGCCUGAAGAGGGAAUGCCGCUGUCACAUGACCCUUCACAAAAAGGAGACCUCAUCUUUACAUUUGACAUCCACUUCCCUGAGAAACUUUCAGCUGAAAGUAAACUUCUGAUUAAACAGGCACUGCGUUAUUAAAACAAUAAUGUACAAAAUGUUAUGUUAAGACAUUAGAACAGUUUCAUUUGAACCUUUGUAUCUGUACUUAAAAUAAAUUGCUAAUAUUUUAA